Molecule: messenger RNA, 507 nt
Organism: Aphanomyces invadans
Lineage: Eukaryota; Oomycota; Saprolegniomycetes; Saprolegniales; Verrucalvaceae
Exons: 4
Coding region: 30-455 (141 amino acids)
Biological process (GO): microtubule-based movement
Cellular component (GO): cytoplasmic dynein complex; cytoplasm
Molecular function (GO): dynein intermediate chain binding
Source: RefSeq, a predicted model, not a curated record
UUUUGAAGCGACACCUUGAACCGAACGCAAUGGACACUGGCGACAGCGAAUUCAGUGCCGACGAUGUUGUGCCCAUCUCAAAGAACGCAAUCGAAUCCACCUUGAAAGACACCGUGUACAACCGCAAAAAGGUGAACGACUGGACCAACUCGCUCGUUGCCAUCGUACUGAGCGGUCUCCAAAACCUGAACAAGCCAUUCAAGUACGCAGGUGUGUAUGCCAAGCCAUCCCCCCCUCGUCACGAUGGCUUCCACGGAUGUGUGUUGUCUGGCCCAGUCACUUGCUUGAUCAUGCAGAAGACCGGCGCGGGCGUGACGACCGCAGCAGCGUGUUACUGGGACCCUGUUGUCGACGGAAAUUGCACGGUGCUGUGGGAAAAUAGCACGAUUCAAUGCGUUGUGACCGUGUACGGCGUGGCGAUCUCGCCAUCGGUGAGUAAACACGGCGAGCACUAGUCGACCGCCAGCAUCUCGCCAAAAAGUCCUUGUACCAUCUAUCGUAUGUCGU